Messenger RNA from Solea solea (common sole), 4271 nucleotides. It is a transcript of the gene galnt13, whose product is annotated as UDP-N-acetyl-alpha-D-galactosamine:polypeptide N-acetylgalactosaminyltransferase 13. The transcript has 12 exons. Gene Ontology annotation, cellular component: Golgi apparatus. The record is from RefSeq and is a predicted model, not a curated record. The coding region runs from base 564 to 2234 and encodes 556 amino acids. NCBI's taxonomy places the organism in Eukaryota, Metazoa, Chordata, Actinopteri, Pleuronectiformes, Soleidae.
GCUGCUGCUACUGAAGAACAUGAUGUCAGUCCGAGCUCUGUGUCCCUUCACCGUUACAAUGUUCAGUCGGAGCGCAGGUGUCUCCUCCUUCUCCUCCCCCUCCUCCUCCUCCUCCUCCUGAGCAGUGCGACACGCUGCUCUGAGCGUUUUUGUCUCAACGGAAGUACAAUGUCUUUUUCCACCGGUUAACUGCGGCUGAACCCGGGACACAUGACAUGAAGGAGUCCAAACAGCAGGUACCAUGAGACGGAGUGUGACUGUCGCUGUGAGUCGGUCAGUGUUGGUGCUGUAGCCCGUGUGUGUGUGUGUGUGUCUCUGCUGCCUCCUCAUGUCGCCUGCGUUCAACACGUUGCCCGCUGAGAGCGAGGCUGAUGCCGCCGCUGCUGCUGGCACAGGUCACCCGUGCAUCUCAUCCAUAAUUCAGGAUGACGCCUCUUAGUCAACCCUGCUCGUUCCCUCGGCCCGUCUCCAGAGUUCAGACACCUCGUCAGCAGACCGUGUGCUCCUGAGCGUUCACUGCGACCCUCCCUGUUUGGCUGCCUGGCCGACAUCCUGGGGAGGUGAUGCGACGUUUCGUCUACUGCAAAGUGGUGUUAACCACCUCUCUCGUGUGGGUGCUGGUGGACGUGUUCUUGCUGCUCUACUUCAGCGAGUGUAACAAAUGUGACGACAGGAAAGACCGCCUGCUACUACCGGCUCUUCGAGCGGUGAUAUCUCGGAGCCACGAGGGUCCAGGGGAGAUGGGCAAGGCGGUGAACAUCCCCAAGGAUGACCAGGAGAAGAUGAAGGAGCUCUUUAAGAUUAACCAGUUUAACUUGAUGGCCAGUGACAUGAUUGCUCUCAACAGGAGUCUUCCAGAUGUGAGGCUGGAUGGCUGUAAGACCAAGGUGCACCCGGACGAUCUGCCCAACACCAGCAUUGUCAUUGUGUUUCACAAUGAGGCGUGGAGCACCCUGCUGCGGACUGUUCACAGCGUCAUCAGCCGCUCUCCCAGACACUUGCUCGUGGAGGUUGUGUUAGUCGACGAUGCCAGCGAGCGAGACUUCCUGAAGAAGAAGCUGGAGAACUAUGUGCAGACUCUGGAGGUUCCAGUGAGGAUCCUGAGAAUGGAGCAGCGUUCAGGUCUCAUCAGAGCCAGGUUGAGGGGGGCAGCUGCCACCAAAGGUCAGGUCAUCACCUUCCUGGACGCUCACUGCGAGUGUACUGUGGGCUGGCUCGAGCCCCUGCUGGCCCGUAUCAAAGAGGACAGGACAGCAGUGGUGUGCCCCAUCAUAGAUGUCAUCAGUGAUGAGACGUUUGAGUAUAUGGCAGGAUCAGAUAUGACAUAUGGUGGAUUCAACUGGAAGUUGAAUUUCCGUUGGUACCCUGUUCCACAGCGGGAGAUGGAUCGGCGCAAAGGGGACAGAACUCUCCCUGUCAGGACUCCCACCAUGGCAGGAGGUUUGUUCUCUAUAGACAAAACAUACUUUGAAGAAAUCGGAAGCUAUGAUCCCGGGAUGGAUAUCUGGGGUGGAGAGAACCUGGAAAUGUCUUUUAGAAUAUGGCAGUGUGGUGGUUCUUUGGAAAUUGUUACCUGCUCCCACGUGGGCCACGUUUUCCGGAAGGCCACACCAUACAGCUUCCCUGGAGGAACGGGCCAGGUCAUCAACAAGAACAACAGGCGCCUGGCUGAAGUCUGGAUGGACGAUUUUAAAGAUUUCUUCUAUAUCAUAUCACCAGGAGUGAUGCGGGUAGACUAUGGAGACGUCUCGUCUCGUAAAGCCCUACGUGAGGCCUUGAAGUGCAAACCAUUCUCCUGGUAUUUGGAGAAUAUUUACCCAGACUCACAGAUCCCAAGAAGAUACUACUCCCUUGGUGAAAUCAGAAAUGUUGAGACUAACCAGUGUGUGGACAACAUGGGGAGGAAGGAGAACGAGAGAGUUGGUUUUUUCAACUGUCAUGGUAUGGGCGGAAACCAGGUUUUCUCGUACACGGCGGACAAAGAAAUUAGGACGGAUGACCUCUGUCUGGACGUCUCCCGCAUCAACGGGCCUGUCGUCAUGCUCAAGUGUCACCACAUGAAGGGAAAUCAGAUGUUUGAGUACGACGCUGAGCGACUAACCCUGCUCCACGUGAACAGCAACCAGUGCUUGGAUAUGCCGUCUGAGGAGGACAAGAUGGUCCCCACCCUGAGAGACUGCAACGGCAGCCGCUCUCAGCAGUGGCUGCUGCGAAACAUGACCCUCAAUGUCUAAUCGCCGCACCUCUACCCGACCCGACCAUUCUAUCCCGCUCUGUCUCACCAGUCCUGGCUCUCCUCACCCACACCAGGUGGCUCUUACCAUCGUGUUCCUUUUCCUGUUACAACCUGGUGAGUCAAUAUGAAAGACUCAGGCAGCAGCAGCAGCAGCAGCAGCAUCAUCAUCAGCAGCAGCAGCAGCAGCUUAUCUUUUUAUGGAGGUGUCUCUUCUCACAGCUCACCACAGAUUGGAGAGCAGCUGCACCUGACAUUGUGGCGUCAUGAUAGGCUAUAACGUCUCUUGUCAUAUCCAAGCAGACCGGGGGAGAACGAUGUGUGAGGUCUGCACAUGGACAACAUUGAUAUCCUUCUUAGCUGUUCGCUGUGUGUCAACGGCGCUGCUGAGACUGCCUAUCAGCAGCUGGACAAGCGAUCAAACAGAAGAGCAUUUGUAACGAGAACGAUGCUGCAAAGCAGGUGUCUGCCAUGGUGUGCAGUGUGCAUCGGUGUAUACUGUAGCUACAAUCAUAGAAUGAGACUGUUGUUACAGCUGCUGCCCAUCUUCUUUCAUGUCAGUGUCUGAGGCCCCACUUUACACAUGGCAUUAGAAUGCAUUUUCUGCUAUCAGAUCAUGGUCAAGGGUGGUCAUCCACCCUUACAUCACUCUUCUUCAAAGGUUUCCAGCAGCAGACUACAGCGUCACGUCCUGUGCACUCCUGUAUCAACAACAACAAUGGCAGCAUGUGAGUCACACUAUUGUAUGGCCUUCUCUGCUUUUCAAAGCAGGGGAAGAAGUCGUCUUCAAAGAGCAGAAAACCAACGCUGUCAUGUAUUUCUGCUCACGUAGUUGUUGUGGGUGGAGUGGAGACGCACUGGAGAUGCAUCGCAUUUACACUUCUGUUCUAUGUGGUCACAAAUGCGUCUCCGACCACCUCCCGAAGUGGUUCGGCAGAUCAGGUGACAAUCUGUCCUCGGGUGUAUUUCCACCUGUACGUACAAGUGGUCAGGCACUAUCCAGUUGCAAUCACAAUAAAACACAUUUUAAUGCCAGGUUUAAAGGGGGCCUGAGUUACGCUGAAACGUGACAAAUGGCAUGUUUCCACUAGCGCGAUGUGGCACGGUUAUUUUGCUUUUCCCCUUGCGGUAGUAACUGGUAAACAAUGGUUACACUGAAAACUAUUGCUUUACAAGUCACUAGUUUGUGUGUGGCGCCUAUAAAACAAAGUCACGGCAGUUUCAUGCAGCCGUGCUGUGAUGACUCCGCCCACGUUGAGGAGGAACUAUAUUGUAAUGGAAAACCAACCAAACCUUGUAGAGUCGAGCUGAGGCGGUGCUAUGUGGUGGAAAAACACCAAAAAUGAUGUUUCUAGAGCUCGACUGAGAGCGCUUUUUCCCCCUCUCAGUGUAAGAGAACUAUAAAUCACAAAAAUUAAGCCAUUGUGCAGAAUUUUCAUUUUCCAAAGGAAGAUUUUUUUUGAAAUUGUGACUAAGCUUCAAGCCACUGGGUGGGCCUUUUUACCAUGGCAACAGUUGACUGAUAUUUGGGGGUUGGUGUUGCAAGGAGACCUACUUAACUUUCAUGGGUCUUACUAAUGAAGAAAGUCUGUCUAAACUACUACCCUAUUCUCUGUUACUGCAGCAUUAGCUCUCAACAUCAUUAAAUGUACAAGUUCAUGGACUUUACCAGGAUCAAUCAGACUCUGGUUUGAAUGACACCACCGGAGGAAGAGGUUAUCCGGCAUAUUUUGGCUUAAUUAUUUCUACAGUGCUACGAUGUAGCGACUACAAAGAUGCAUCGUCCAUCAAGUUGCAUAUCGUUCAAAUGUUCGCGACUGGAUAACAUGAAUUGUUCACGUGCAGUGCCUUUUGCCUGUACAAAUGCAUUAUUAUCACUGGGGACAGUUUGUCAUGUGCAUGCACAAAAGAGUGCGGGGUGCAUAGACGUCGAUAAAAAAAUAUUGCAAGUGCUUUUGCUGUGUUUUUUUUGAUACUCGGGUCAAAAGAAGUAAGUCCAACUCGUCUUUGUCGACUCUGAAAUAAACUCGUAACACAG